AAUUAUUAGUUAUUGUGAACAUUUCCUUAACACUCAUAAUUUGCGUCUCCAAAAUUCAAAAAGUUCUCUCCCUCGGAAUCCCUCGCCAAUAGAUGAUUCAUGAUGAAUGAAAAGAUUGAAUCCGUCGUUAUGUCCUCUGAAAACGGAUUUCAAGAUUCUCAAGUCUUAGCAAGCUCGAACGUCCGGAGGAAGGUUGAUGGUCUUCAUGGGCGCGAAAAUGGAGAUUCCAAGGAACAGGUAUUGCCGGAUUCCAAGUGCAAGGGGCGCAUGAGCCUUGCCUGGGAUAGCGCCUUCUUUACUAGUCCAGGAGUACUGGAACCCGAGGAACUAUUUACGACCUUGAAUUCAAGGAAUUAUGACAAUGUGGUUGACAUACUGGGGAGCGAAGAACAUCUUUUAUUAUCUUCUCAAUCACUAGAACCAGACACUAAUAACGAAAAUUACAACUUCCGUAAGAGCUUAGCUUGGGAUAAUGGAUUUUUCACCAGCGAAGGAGUUUUGAACCCUUUUGAAUUGGCCAUUGUUAACAACGGUUUAAAGAAAUCUGAAGGCCAUUUGCUUCCUGUUAUUGAGGAUGAAGUUUGGAGGUCUAUGGAGUCCAACAGUACCUUAGAUAGCGAAGGUUCCUCAUUAACUAGACUUGAGAUGGAUCUUUUUGAAGACAUCAGAGCAUCGAUUCCCAAACUAAAUGCUUCAAGGUUUGAACAGGGAAGAACAGGUUCCGCCAAACCGGAUGGUUCUCGAACUAUGAUGAAGGACGUGCCAACUUGCAGAAGGCAUAGUGUUCAUAAGCAUGGAUCAAAGAAGAUAAUUGGACAAAUGCCAAAGUCACCAAAAAUACAGCUGAAACAUAUGGGUGAAAGUAGGGAACAUUAUUCAUCUUCUUCCCUCAAACCAUUCAAGGCCUCAGAGAAGACAAGCUUCGUUUCAAGAAGUUCAACUAAAAUUGCUUCCUUGGGCGAAAAGCAUGUCAAACUGGGAUGCAGGUCUGGGGUUUCAGCUUCGGUAGAAGGUUUUGGCAAGUUAAAGAAACCAUGUUUAAGGGACUCGUUCAGUGCCAUCCAUGGCUCCACUCAGUCACUUAGAUCAUCUCUGCCACAUUUUACAACAUCUAAAAAACUCACCCGCCGUCCUCCAUCUGAGGUAACCAUUCGAAAAUCGCCUCCAGUU
This is a messenger RNA of Cucurbita pepo subsp. pepo (vegetable marrow), 1170 nucleotides long. Lineage: Eukaryota; Viridiplantae; Streptophyta; Magnoliopsida; Cucurbitales; Cucurbitaceae. The record is from RefSeq and is a predicted model, not a curated record.